Molecule: messenger RNA, 1033 nt
Organism: Vespa crabro (European hornet)
Lineage: Eukaryota; Metazoa; Arthropoda; Insecta; Hymenoptera; Vespidae
Exons: 3
Coding region: 349-834 (161 amino acids)
Source: RefSeq, a predicted model, not a curated record
AGUUUUCGCCGUGAAGCGAUAUAGUGCGUUUCGUGAUAUCUCGUUACGUUACAACUUGAAUCACGUGAUUUUAACGUAAUUAAAAACAAAAAUUGUGUAUGUUAAUACAAUGUAUUCCUAACAAUAGAUUCUUUGACGCUCUUUUGAAGAACGAUGAACGUCUUACGUUUUGCCGUCUUUUUAUAUUCAGAAAAGGGGUCAUCCUGUGAUUAAGGUGUUACGUCUUGACUGUGUUAAAGUAUACAAAUGAUACGAAUCGCGCGCGCGCGCGAACAAAGUUCACAAUUUAUUUAAACAAUUUCUUUAACAUUGACGUUACUUUCCAGUCUUGAGUAACCGGUAUGAAGCAUGCAGGCUCCUAUAUCAAGAAGAACGAUAGGAUGCAUUGGAAAAUGUAUUUCUGGUCUGAAACGCGAAGAGUUGGAUCAGAUAACAGAUAAUAUUACGAAAACUCUAACGCAUCCGCGCGGUAGAGAAAUUUUUCGUAGAUAUUUGGAACAACGAAAUCUCAGAGAUAAUCUCGAAUGUUUAGAUUUAUACGAAACAUGUUCAGAAUUUAUCGUGAAAGAACAAAAUACGUUAUCGAAAGAUUUCAACAUAGAAAGUUUAACGAAUGACGUUACGAGAAUGAAAGAACUCCUUGAAGAUUUGGACGGUGUUCCACAGAUAGAUUUGGCUCAUUUGGAACGCUUCAAUGAAGCUUUAAACAGUGACUCCAGAAUAACGAUGCUCGCUGUGUUGGAAGAUACAAGGGAACGUUUAAAAGAUCAUUUAAGGCGUGUACACGGAAGUUUUAAACGAUAUGCCUCGGAACCGUGCCCUAUAACUAAAUAAAAAGUAUUAACAUUUUAAUGUAGGGCUCGAUGGUUUAAUGGAUUUUAAUAUAACGCGUUAUUAUAUCGUACUUGUGUGUUUUCAAAUGAUAUUUUAAGAUUUAUUAUCGUGUGAUUAGACUUAUAAUAAUAGAUUUAUUGUAUAGCACGAGAAGGAAAAAAAAAAAAAAAGAAAAGAAAAAAGAUUUUCUACAAUGAAA